ACAAAACUACUCAAGCCUCGAGCUUCAUGCUCAAUGCAGCCUCUGAGCGUUUCCUCUCUCUCUUUUCACGUUUCCAACCUUUUUUUCUACUCUCAUCAUCAAACUCAAAUCUCACUCGUUCAAUUUCCCACGUACACACCUCACCGACGCAUUCAUUCUUCGCCACCCACAAUGAACUUCUUGAUUCUUUCGAUGCCCUUCUUCAACGUUGCUUCACUCUCCAACAAGCUCGUCAGCUUCACUCCCAAUUGGUUCUCACCACCGCGCAUCGUUCUCCCUUUUUGGCCGCCAGGCUCAUAGCUGUUUAUUCUCGCUUUGGUUUUGUCUCCUACGCCCGUAAAGUGUUUGAUGCGAUCCCCGUUGAUGGUCUCCAACAUUAUCUUUUGUGGAAUUCAAUUAUCAGAGCCCAUGUCUCUCAUGGGUACUUUGAAUAUGCGCUUCAGCUUUAUGUUGAAAUGCGUAAGCUUGGAUUUUUGCCUGAUGGGUUCACUCUUCCCUUGAUAACACGGGCUUGUUCGUAUCUGAGGAGCUUUAGUCUCUGUAGAAUUGUGCAUUGCCAUGCUUUGCAAAUGGGUUUCCGGAAUCAUCUUCAUGUUGUGAAUGAAUUAUUGGGUAUGUAUGGGAAGUUUGGGCGAAUGGGGGAUGCGUGCCAAUUGUUUGAUGGAAUGGUUGUGAGAAGCCUUGUGUCGUGGAAUACUAUGGUUUCGGGUUAUGCUUUCAACCAUGACUCAUUUGGUGCUUCUAGGAUUUUUAAGCGGAUGGAGUUCGAAGGUCUGCAGCCAAACUCUGUGACGUGGACCUCCUUGUUGUCAAGCCAUGCUAGAUGUGGAUUUUGUGAUGAAACCCUUGAGUUGUUUAAGGUGAUGAGAACACGGGGAAUUGAAAUCAGUGCUGAAGCACUAGCCGUGGUUUUAUCUGUUUGUGCUGAUAUGGCAAGAGUUGACUGGGGCAAAGAAAUUCAUGGGUAUGUUAUUAAAGGUGGACAUGAAGAUUAUUUGUUUGUGAGAAAUGCACUGAUAGGCGCUUAUGGAAAGCAUGAACAUAUGGGGGAUGCACAUAAAAUAUUUUUGGACAUGAAGAUCAAGAAUCUAGUAAGUUGGAAUGCUUUGAUAUCAUCGUAUGCUGAAUCUGGAUUAUGUGAUGAGGCCUAUGCAGUGUUUUUGCAGCUGGAAAAAUCAGAUGUUCAUUCCUUGGUGAGACCCAAUGUCAUAAGUUGGAGUGCAGUGAUUAGUGGUUUUGCUUCUAAGGGGAGUGGUGGGAAGUCACUGGAACUUUUUAGGCAAAUGCAGCUUGCCAAUGUAAAAGCCAACUGUGUGACAAUGGCCAGCGUUUUAUCAGUUUCUGCAGAGUUAGCAGCGUUGAACCUUGGCAGGGAGCUCCAUGGUUAUGCUGUUAGGAGUUUGAUAGAUGACAAUAUUUUGGUGGGAAAUGGUUUGAUUAAUAUGUAUAUGAAGUGUGGGGAUUUCAAGGAAGGACAUUUAGUGUUUGAUAACAUUAAGAGUAGAGAUUUAAUCUCAUGGAACUCGUUAAUUGGGGGUUAUGGAAUGCAUGGGCUUGGUGAGAAUGCUUUAAGAACUUUUGAUGAGAUGAUUGGAGCUGGAAUAAAGCCAGACAACAUCACUUUUGUUGCUCUUCUCUCUGCUUGCAGUCAUGCUAGACUUGUUGCUGCGGGGCGCAACGUUUUUGAUCGGAUGGUCACAGAGUUUAGUAUUAAACCUAAUGUAGAGCACUACGCAUGCAUGGUUGAUCUCCUUGGUCGUGCUGGACUCUUGAAAGAAGCAACUGAUAUUGUGCAAAACAUGCCAAUUGAACCUAAUGAGUAUGUUUGGGGAGCUCUUCUAAACUCAUGCAGAAUGUACAGGGAUACAGACAUUGUAGAUGAAACCGCAUCACAAAUUCUAACCAUGAAGUCAAAAAUAACUGGGAGCUUCAUGCUGCUGUCCAAUAUUUAUGCUGAAAAUGGAAGAUGGGAUGAUUCUGCAAGGGUCAGGGUGUCUGCAAAGACAAAAGGCUUUAAAAAAAUACCUGGUCAGAGUUGGAUUGAGGUGAGAAAGAAAGUUUACACGUUCUCAGCAGGGAAUUUAGUCCAUUUGGAACUUGAUGAAGUUUAUGUGAUCCUUGAAGAAUUGGCACUUCACAUGUCGAGUGAAAAUUAUAAACUCAAUAGUUGCUUUAGAGUACAAUGUGUUUACGACCAAUCAGAGCUCUUCAUGGUUGCAAAUUGAGAGGCUAGCUAGAUAUUAUGCCGAGCUAUCAAGAAAAUUAAAUUACAUAAUUUGUUAUCAUGCAUCAGAUGUAGUUUAAUAUUUAACGCGUAGGAUCAAUUUGUUUUACACAUUAUUUUUCAGUCCAUUAACAUUGAUUUUAAACAUUUUGAAGUAAUAUUUGUGAUAUUUUUAUUUUUUGAUAUAAUAAAUGUUUUUUAAGAAGAAAUAUU
Abrus precatorius (Indian licorice) is the source of this 2437-nucleotide messenger RNA. Its product is annotated as putative pentatricopeptide repeat-containing protein At1g17630. Lineage: Eukaryota; Viridiplantae; Streptophyta; Magnoliopsida; Fabales; Fabaceae. Gene Ontology annotation, biological process: RNA modification. Gene Ontology annotation, molecular function: protein binding; RNA binding. The coding region runs from base 27 to 2225 and encodes 732 amino acids. The record is from RefSeq and is a predicted model, not a curated record. The transcript has a single exon.